Molecule: messenger RNA, 5506 nt
Organism: Bacillus rossius redtenbacheri
Lineage: Eukaryota; Metazoa; Arthropoda; Insecta; Phasmatodea; Bacillidae
Product: nose resistant to fluoxetine protein 6-like
Exons: 12
Coding region: 12-2087 (691 amino acids)
Molecular function (GO): acyltransferase activity, transferring groups other than amino-acyl groups
Source: RefSeq, a predicted model, not a curated record
GCCCGGAGACCAUGCGGGGUGCCACGUGGCUGGUGGCGCUGGUGGCGCUGGUGGCGCCGGUGGCGGCGGUGGCGCCGUGGUACGCCGACCCGCCGCUGCUGCCCGUGCUGGUGGCGGCCUCGCCGCACAUGCCCGCCGGCCAGUGCCGCAACCACUCGCGCCUCUUCGUGCGGCACCUGGACAACCUCACGCUGUGGGCCGUGCAGAUGCUGGACGCCUCGGCCAAGCUGCCCGGAGGGCUGGUGGACGGGGACGCACACGAGCUGGGCCACUUCGACGAGUGCCUGGCGGUGUCCUGGGGCGAGGUGCGUGGCCAGUACUGCCUGCUGGAGCUGCGCCUCGAGCCGCGGCGGUAUCCGGGGGACACCCGGCCGGGGGAUGCGCCCGACCCCUACGGCCUGCACUUCCACCCGGGCCUGCACGUCUGGGAGAAGCUCAAGGCGACGCCGGACCGCACCAAGACGCGCCGCGACACGCUGCACAUGGCGCUGUGCCUGCCCGCCUCGUGUGCCACUGCCUCGCUGCAGCGCGCCCUGGACGGCGAGGCGCGGGACUUCGGCGCUCGCACAGGGCUGCAGCUGUCCGCCCGGGCGGUCCCUGGUCGCUGCAGCACGGCGCGCCCCCCGCCGCCCUUCACAAUCGGCGAGACCGUCUACACCGCUGUGUUGGCAGUCCUGGUGCUCAUCGUGGUCGCCAGCACGUUCUACGACUGCACCUACUACCUCGACGAGAAGGAAUCGGAGGCGGGUGAAGGCUCCAAUAGCGUGGUGACGCUUGAACGGGCACUGCUGUGCUUCUCGGCCAAGAGGAGCCUGCACGGCUUGACCAAGAUGGUGCCCUACCACGAGGGCCUGGACGCCAUCGACGGAAUCAGGUUCUACUUCAUGAUGCUGGUCAUCUGCGGCCACCGGCUGUCAAUGUUCAACAGCAUGCCGACCCUGGAAGCCAACCAGUUUGAGCAGUUCUUUCACAAAGUGGCUACGGGCUUCCUGCUGAACGGCACACUCCUGGUGGACUUCUUCUUCUUGGUGAGCGGCGCUCUGCUCACCUACCACCUGCUGCUCUACAUGGAGAAGUCUUUCAAGGUCAACCUCUUCGCCAUAUUGGUCAUCCGAAUCUUAAGGUUGACACCUUCUUACAUCCUGGUGGUGUUUUUCCAUGCGACGAUAUUCUAUCGUCUGGGCUCGGGCCCACUGUGGCACGAGGUGAUAGGGCUGGAUCAGCAGCGCUGCGCCGAGAGUUGGUGGACCAAUCUUCUCUAUAUCAACAACUACAUAAACGUCGACAAGAUGUGCCUGUACCAGUCGUGGUACCUCUCCGUCGACACGCAGAUGUUCGUGGUGUGUCUGGUGCUGGUGUACUGCAUCGCGCGCUGGCCUCGCUGGGGCUACUCAGUCCUCGCCCUGUUGGGCGUCGUCUCCGUGGUAGUGCCUUUCCUGACCACAUGGUGGAAGCGCGCUGACGGAUUCCUCGUGCCUUACCCGGACACCACGAACGAUGUGAUCGCCUCCCGCUACUUCCAGGAGAUAUACAUCAGGACAGAGAACAGGAUGGCUCCUUCAUUGAUUGGCAUCAUGCUCGGCAUUAUCUUGAACAAAACAAGGGAUUCCGCGUUUAGACUUAACAUUUGGCAGUCGGUGGCGAGCUAUGCCGCGUGCUUCGUGCUGAUGGCGGCCUCCUUCAUGACCAGCUACUUCUUCCACAAGCCAGGACUGCGCUACGACCCAGUGUACGCCGGGCUGUAUGCCUCGCUGAGCCGCGUGGGGCUGGCUCUGUGCUUCGCCGGGCUCGCCCUCUGCGCCACCUUCGCCAGCUGGAAGCUGCCGCAGAGGUUGUUCUCGUGGCGCCCGCUGCGGGUGAUGAGCCGGCUGACGUAUGGUGCCUACCUGCUGCACACCAUCAGCCACUUCCUGGACAAGGGCACGCGCCGCGUGUCUCAGCAGUCCACCGUGUACGCCGGGUUAUGGAAGCUGUUGAGCGACGUGACGUUCUCGUAUCUGGCCUCGUUCCUGCUGAUGCUGCUGCUGGAGUCGCCCAUACGCUCGCUGGAGAAGAUGGUGUUUCGGCGCGCCAAGCCAUCGUCGUGAGAUCCCUCUUUGGACAGAUGGCGGGCCUCCGCGCUGCACUGGCCCGCCCCGUCUACGGUGUUCCUCAGCACUUCAUGUGAACUGUCUCCAAUCCGGAACUCUCCUGUCGGGCACGCUCUGUCGUCCGGCACCCAUCGAGCCAAUCGCGGUCGCAUUUGGCAUCCCCACAAAACUAUAUUGACGCUUGAUAGCUUGGCACAAUCGCCAAUUCGACCUAGCCAAGGUUCCGAAAGUGCCGAAUUUAAGACCUUUCACUGUACCUGAUCACUGUAACAAAGUUGUCGUACAUGAAUUCAUGAUAUCUCUCCUGCCUUUUGCUUAGGUAAACGCCAAAUGCAUAGGAAACGUACACUAUUCCCAACACAGUGUGAAAUUCACCAUGCAAAUAUGAUAGACAGUGAUGGACACAUGGGGGAUUAUGGGGUAAUAUAUCCCAGCCCCUCCCCUCCUUAACGGAGUUGAAAAAAAAUAAAAUAAAUUUAAAACUCAGUGAAGGCAGUGUGUUAUUUUGGGUAAUGCAACGUGACCUGUUACAAAACCUGGAAUUUCAACUGUGUGAGAAGCCGCAAAGACUAAUGCUACUUCUGUAGGCCCAUAUGUCAGUGUGUUAGUAUGUAAAUAAUUAUGAAAGUUUUUUUUUGAAUAUACCGUCGAAAACAUUUCUGUAUCCGCCACCUAUGAUACAUUGGCACUUGACGAUUUUUUUUCCUUCCGCGUGCAAGAGAGACAUCUUGAAUUCAUGAGAAUAUUCUUUAUUUAAUAUAAGUGUAAAUGACUUCAAUGGCGUGUUUAUAAAUGUUAACCUUAUUUUUUUACAGUGUGUCUCGUCAAUGUUUCAGUGAUUCUCAUGCUGCGUGCUUGCCAGUAUCGCUAAGAACCCUGCGUGUAUCGCAUGAAACAACUGCAGAACCAGCAUAUAAGGUCCAAGUGUUUGGAUCUUCAGGAGAUGGACUCAUGAGAUCUAGCGAUCUCUGGUCGCCAAUCGCCAGACCCUUCUCGUCCAUAACACCAUAAACCUUCGUGGCGUAUAUCAAAACAAUUGCAUCUCCACUGUUAUGAUUUUAGAGAUAUCACGACUUAAAUAGUUACGAUACCUUUUGACUGUAAAAUUCACACCAUGAAGAUACGUACUAGAAUUUUGGAAUUAUAGUUUAUUUGGAUUCACUAUGUUUGUACACAAGCUAUAGAAAACACACAAGGCUUAAAAUUCAGAAGAUUGAAAUCAAGUACGAUGUGUGUGAACCUUGUCCACCGGCACACCAGAUUCAUGUGUUGCAGGGACAGUUAUAUCAUGGAACCUCCAACCAAGUUAUCGUUCUUCCUGUAUUAAAACACUGGAAGAUUCGUGGGUGCAGAACGUUUGUCCUUGCCACCAAAUUGUUUGGUCAGUGCAUAAAACCAAAAGGCAGCCUUUUUGUUCAAGCACUUAAAUUCAAACUUGUACUUUAAAGCUGUUUACUAGUCACAAACUAUUAAUCUCUCGGACUGACAAAGUGAAGAAAAAAAAAGUUUUAUAACUUUAACAAUUUGUCUUUAAAUGCAUACCAUACACAUGUAUACAGGGCAAUUUGAAGUACUCAGUAGAUGUUUAGCCUACAUGUAUUCUGAACAUAUUCCGAUUGAUCUUAUUCCUCGUUGACAAAACCGCGGUUUUCAAUUUUUCUUACCAACAUGCAUUCUAUUCUUGCAUGGGACUAGCUAGUUUAACGUCACCACACCAUAGCUUAAAAAUGGCCAAGUAACAUGUCUACCAGUUUUUGAAGUUACACUUCUUCGGGCAUGUUGCAACGAAAUGCACGCGCAAUAUUUAACGGAAAUUAAACAGGAUUAUUGCAAUACGCAUGCGCGUUUUCUUCAGUUGUGUUCAAAGGCAAGAAAUACAACGUAGCUCGUUUAUUUUUAAGUGUAUAUCGGUUAGUGUAAUAAAUUAACUGAAAAAAAAAAACAUAUAGGCCUAUUUGGAUAUAUUUUCAAUAUAGAACUAUUUGCUACAACUUCUAGUGCCUAUUUUGCAAAGCUGAACCCACGAACAGAUUAUGCAUUUUGGUUUUCUUCAGGUUUAUUGAUAAUUUAUAAGCCGAGAAAAAAAGUGUAGGAAUCCAAUGGUGUCAACGAUAUUUACCAUUUUUUUUUUUUUUUAGGUUCUCUUUAAUAUGCAGAACGCAUUAUCUCUUACUUUUGAUGCUAAUAAUAUAAUUUUCUUAGGCAGGCCAAAUAAGUAGUUAUAACUUCUAGCGCGAGUACAUAAUAAAUCAAACCCCUUUUGUUUCCUAAGCUUGUUUGCUUAGCUUCAUGCUUAAAUUCCUCAAAAGAAAAAAAUCAUGUGCAAAUAAAGUGCCCUGUGUGUGUAAGAAGUAAAUUGAACGAUUAGCCCAAGUUCUCCAAGAAUUAAAGACUAACUUACUUAAGAUUAUUAAAAGUAUUUGUACUACAAACGUGAGUUAUCAGUUAUCAGUGGAUAGUGGUUGAACACUAUACAUUGUUGUGAUUAAGACGAAAAAACCCAAAUUCUUAAUGGGCUCCAAUCUAUUGUCCACAUGUUCUUAAUUUUCAGUUAUACAUAUACUUUGUUACAUCCAUGAUUAUUUAGCGGAUUCAUUUCUCUCCAGGUUAGGCUAAACUCCCCUAUACAUAAUCAAGUCUUUUUAGAGUGAUUAUUGAUCGAUAACAAGGUCACAUAUUGGUAGGCUAAGCAGGCUAAGGCUUUUGGCAGGCUAAGGCUGAUCAGAAAACCACUUAUUCUCCUCGUUUAUAACUUGCUCAUGGUCUUUCAGGGUGUACAAUCAUUGUGAAGCAGAUACAUAUGGCCAUCAAGUCCGCGUUGCUACCCAAUGAAUCCGCAAAAUAAUUAAUGUUCCAUGUAUAAUUUCAUUUCCGUAGCUGAUCAAUGUUAAAAGAGUCAAACACCAAGCCCGAUGAUUUUUAAAAUGAGACUUCUGUUGCAUUGGUAAAAUAGCUCAUCGUUUUAUACGUUUAUUCCAGUGACACUAGCUUCAUUCAAAAUCGCAGGGAUAUUACUUGUAACAUGUGCACGCGUGGGUUUGAGUCCAUGACGUAAGAACAUGUACUGUAUUGUGUUUGCCUUAAUUAAUGAGUGUUAGACACUAGAUAGUAUUUAUGUGAAAUAUUCAAAGAUAAUUGUUUAGUGUUUAGUCACUUUUUUUCGUUAGGUACCAUUGUCAAAAAGGUCUUUUAAAUAUGUGUAACUGUUUUGAACUAAUGUAGGUAUGUAUUACCAUCUGACUAGUGUGCAGGAAUUGUAUGCUUUUGUAUCGGACAUUAAAAGAAUGUGAACCAUUGUUAACAUGUGUUGUAUUCUUGAAGUGAAUUCUAAAAAUAUAACAAAUAGAAAUAUACAUAAUUUUUUUAGACGCAUGCAUAUUUGUUUAUUGUUUAAAAUAAAUAACUUGUAAGAUGUU